AGCCUUAGCCAUUCGGCUCCAAGAAACUGACGUUUGCGAAUAUCACUACGCCGACUCUCUUUUUCCAUUCUCUCCCGCCACGAUGUUUCUUAUCAACUAUAUGGAAGCGAUGGCGUUCUCCAUGCUGGCCUACGAUGCGUCCAAGGGCCGUGCGAAGCACGUGUCCCUGCAGAGCUGCGUGGCUCUGACGCUGGCGCUGGCCCUCAGCGCCAUGAACCUACCCCGCGCCAACAGCCGAAAGAUCUACAAGCUGGCCAUUGUCUUCGUUGGCUGUUGCUUUGGGACCUUGGCCUCUUGGCGCGUGGCCAAAGACACUCAGGCCAACAACGAGGACGACCUGAACCUGCCUGGUCUGUCCUCGCGGGGCUGCAAAGCAGUCAUUUAUGUGGCCGCAGUGGUCAUGGGCUUCCUGUCCCUGAUGGUCGCCUGCCGCUUCUCGCUCAGCGACAUGUGGAGCUUCAUGAAGAACGACAACCAGAGCACUGUCUGCACCUUCCAAAACUUCCUCCACGCCUUUGCGCUGCUGCCGCAGCUGGUGCUGUGCCGGCGUCAAGGCUUCGUGGCCCCAGCGGCGGUGCGGUUUCUCUGCCUGCUCGGCACCAAGCACCUCUAUGAGUUUGUUUCUGAUGCCUAUGUCUCCUACCAGCACUACCUCAGGGGCCGGCUGCACCUGCACGAGUUCAGCUUCAUGUCGGGGGACUUUGUGGCGGCGCUGAUUCUGCUGGACUUCUUGUACUUGGUCUUGGUGGACGAGCGCACCUUGCUGCUUCUUCUGGGCUGCAAGGAGAUGGAGCUACACGACGAGGAAGCUGCCACUGACGAUCAACCGUCCAGGUGGCAGAAGUUCCUCCAGUGCAUCCGGCCCUACCUGGAAAGUUCCAAGCAGCGUCAGAAGAUCUUUAGCUGUGCGGGUGCGGGGCUAAUGCUGCUCGUUGGCACCUACAGUGGGCUGCUGAAUGUCUAUGCCAGCUUGGGCGCCGCAGCGCUCUUCGGGGCUUUGCGUUUGGCGCAGAUGUAUCAGGACUCCCUCGGGAAGGCCGAGAAAUGCGGCGCCUGAGAUGGUCGACCUAUGGGGAAACGCGCGCAGGGCACGCAGCUGGUGGAAGAAGUUCGCA
Effrenium voratum is the source of this 1115-nucleotide messenger RNA. The record is from the annotation of a GenBank genome assembly. NCBI's taxonomy places the organism in Eukaryota, Dinophyceae, Suessiales, Symbiodiniaceae.